Molecule: messenger RNA, 2394 nt
Organism: Funneliformis caledonium
Lineage: Eukaryota; Fungi; Glomeromycota; Glomeromycetes; Glomerales; Glomeraceae
Source: the annotation of a GenBank genome assembly
AUGACUACUCAAAAAUCAUUUCAGGUAUCAGCUCAAAAACCGUACGAUAGAGAUACUCUAGGAGGAUUAUCUCAUCGUUAUUCGGAUUGUAUCGCUUGUAAACUUCCCAAAGAAACGGUAUCAUCUAUACUUGAGAAUAUUGCGAAUAAAACCACUCCACCAAGACAUGAAUCUUCAAUCUACACGGUAUCAGCAGAUUGGAUUGGUUCACUUGCCACCUCUAUUAUCAAUGAACUUUCUACAGUCUUGAAUGCCCCUCCUGAUCAUUUCGUGGAAAUUGGAAAAACCAUUGCCAAUAUUGUUUCAUGUGUAGGAAACGGAACUUGGUCGACUGGUAUUACACCUAUCAAUGCUCUAAAGGAUAUAGAAACCAAUUUUCCAUUAUAUAUUUCAGAUUACUUUGAUCAAUUGUCUGGUUGGUCAAGAGAGAACUUUUUCGAAGAAUCGAGUUCUAGGAUAGGAAGUAAUAUUGCUGAAUUAAGUCUUGGCGGUCCUUAUCCUGCAGAAAAUCCUAAUGGCCUGGAACCUGCCUUAUCCGGAAAAUAUGUGAAAAUUAGCUGGAAACUUCCUAAUAUUGACCUUCCAUUCAACGUUUCAAACGAUCCAACAUUUGCUUCGGACGGUGAACAAGUUUAUAGAUAUUUUGCAUUCAUUGAUGAUUUCAAACAUGCCAUCUCAAUGAAUGAGGACGGAUCAAUCACCAACGAACUUUAUAAUUUCUCCGAUCCCGCCCAGCUAUGGAGAAUCGAAAAUUACGGUAACUUUUAUGCCUUGUAUAAUAAGAAGUAUAAAACAUAUCUAGGAAGAUCUCUUAAGGGUAAUAAUAGCAAACCCGAUAAUAAUUGGCAUGAAUCCGCUGUAUAUCUUGUUGAGGAUCCAGAGACACAUGCUUAUUCAAUUGGAUACGCGCAAGAAAGCGCAAAGAUUGAAUAUAUUUUAAAAGACCUUAAUCUUGUUACUGUUCCGCUAGUAGCAUGGCGUAAUUCUUCAGGGCAAUUUUUGGGUAUUGAAGAUAUUCAGUCUGGAACUUUAGGAUUCUCUGAUGGUGAACAAUACAAUAAUGAUGUGAUUCCAAAAUCAGAACAACUCUUUUUAUUCGUUCCCCAUACAGCAAUUGUGAUUGGACACAACGGAAAAUUACUUGAAUUUGAUCCAAUUUCAAAUAAGAAAUCUUUUAGUUAUAAUUUUAAAUCACCGAUGAGAUUACCUUUUGUAUUGUUUGAAUACAUUCAAAAUAUAUGGCAAAGGAGUGCAAAUCAUUUAGCCACUCGCUUACAUAAUUUGAUUACUGAAGCAUCUCCAUCACCUGGUUCAGGAACACGAGUUCGAGUAUGGAAGGCCGACCCAUCUGUCAAACAGAUCGGAAUACGGGAACUUUUCUUAAUAAACACUGACAUAACCGCCGGACCGAAUGAUUCUUGGUUCGACACAGUAUCAACAUUAAGCCCAAUAACUCCUGAUGAAAAUGGAGAUUUCUUAUUAACAUUCGAUAAUACACCUCCAACAGUUCCUGAAUCAGACAAUCAUAUUCGAUUUGACGUUGUGCAUACCUUUUCGGUCGUUCGAUACGUAUUUAACGUGUUAAGCGGUGACUUGGAAUAUCUUGACGGACGUCCUCCCGUAUUAGAACGACCUUGGGGAAAUGAUAAGAGGCUUAGCAUAGAACCUCAUGCUGGAGAAAAGGCUGACGCUUAUUACAGUCGUGGCGAAGCGGCUCUGAGAUUCUUUUAUACGUUUGAAGGCAGUGAUCGACCAAUUUAUUUGUGUAGAAGUAUUGAUGUGGUGGCUCAUGAAGCUGGUCACGCUUUCUUGGAUACCUUGCAACCUGAUUGGCAAGCUGAUGGACAAACUGGUGCUUUCCAUGAAGCGUUUGGUGAUUUGUGCAGUUUAUUUGUUCUCAUCUCUAUGGCGGAAAUUGCAGAUUUAUUCAUCACCACGACAAAAGCGAAUUUAAGAGCCCCAGACAAUUUCUUAUCUGCUAUGGGGGAAGAAUUUGGUGAUGCGUUGUACAACAAUAAAGGAAAAGGGUUGAGAAAUUUAUCCAACACACUUAAAGGUUCUAAAGUUGGAACCGAAGUACAUGAUUUAUCGAUGGUUUUUAGCGGAUUCUAUUAUGAUGUAUUGGCUGAUGUGUUUACAUUGGAAAGGAACCCAACAAUUAAGGGUGAUACCGAAACGUUAAUGAACGUUGGAGCAAACUUGCGAAGAGCCCUCAUAAUUGCAAUACGUGUGUCCUCUCAUCGACCAACGCGAACAAAAUUCCAGGAGAUUGCAACUAACUUGGAUAUCGCAAUUGGUACUUUGGGUAGAAAAUUAGGAGUGGAUUUAACAAGUUGGAGACAAGUCGUGAAAAAACAUGCUAAAGCAAGAGAAUUAUCAAUUGCUGGAAGAUGA